This is a messenger RNA of Penaeus chinensis, 1930 nucleotides long. RefSeq names its product ficolin-2-like. Gene Ontology annotation, molecular function: serine-type endopeptidase activity. Gene Ontology annotation, biological process: proteolysis. Lineage: Eukaryota; Metazoa; Arthropoda; Malacostraca; Decapoda; Penaeidae. The transcript is spliced from 6 exons. The record is from RefSeq and is a predicted model, not a curated record. The coding region runs from base 80 to 1666 and encodes 528 amino acids.
CAGCGGUGUGGGAGACAGUCUUGAGAAACCGGUUAAACGCCAAAGUAAUCUGUAGCUUAUAAUACUAAAAAUCUGUGUCAUGAAGCGUGCGUCUACAGUAGCUCUGGGAUUGACGGCGAUUGCAGUGUCGCUUCUGGUGAUCCUGACGCAGCUGAGAGCGAUGGGCUCGGGAACCCCAGGGACGUCUGAUUUCGCCGCAAGCUCCCGUAUUGUAGGUGGAACGACGGUCAAAUCUCGCCACAAGUACCCAUGGUACGUAGGGCUGCAUCAUACAUAUCUUCCCGACAGCAUAUGCGGCGGGUCCAUCAUCAGCGUUCAGUACAUUCUUACCGCUGCUCACUGCAUUGCUGGCUAUUGCCAAUUUUUGACCGUUAGCAUUGCGGAUUUCAAUCAACAUUCUGCAGCCGACGAUGUGAAGGGGGUAACCCGUCUCGCACAGAUUGACAGAUGUAUUGUUCAUGAUGAUUAUGACAACAAAACCAUGGAUAAUGAUAUUGGUCUUAUCCGCCUGAAGGAAAAGCUGAGCCUAAAAACAAACGAAGAUCUCCGAUCCGUGUAUCUCCCAGAGUCUCGUAAAAAUACUUACGAAGGUAUAUUGGGGACUGUAUAUGGAUGGGGGAGACUUGGCAGUGACGGCCCUGUUCCGGAUGUCUUGCAAGAAGUCAGUCUUCCCAUCCUGGGUAAGGCAUGCACUGGCAGAGUUAUAGCAGGCUCCGUGAUCACUUCACAAAUGAUAUGUGCAGGUGUCCCUGAGGGAGGAAAGGACUCGUGUCAGGGAGACUCUGGAGGUCCUCUCACUGUCGUAGAAAAAGGGAAAACAGUAAUAGUCGGCCUCGUAUCCUUCGGAGAUUCCUGCGGCCUCCCAGACUCUCCCGGUGUGUACACGCGCGUCUCUGAGUAUUUAGACUGGAUCAGCAAGAAUACUGCCGAUGCUCACAAUGCAUCAUCUAUGAAUGGGCACAAUAGCUCAGAGAGUCAGGAGGACAACUCGAUAUUUCAGACAGAGCAUACUUUUCCAGAACAUGCAAGGAACUGUAAAGAGUUACAAGAGCUUGGCUACAAUAAGAGUGACAUAUACACAAUCUGGCCAUAUGACUGUUGUCCUGAAUUAUCUGUUGAGGUCUUCUGUGACAUGGCCACCGAUGGGGGUGGAUGGACCGUCAUCCAGCGAAGGGACAAGCUCGAGAUGCAGGAGAACUUCUUCCGGACCUGGAAAGAGUAUGCGAAAGGGUUUGGAGAGUUAACCGGGGAGUUCUGGCUUGGACUCAAACACAUCCACGCGCUUACCAGCCAGUCAAUCUUCGAGGCGCGUUUCGAUCUCUGGGAUUUCAUGGGAAGCAAAGCUUAUGCAAAAUAUAAGGUGUUUAAAAUCCUCGGCCAAGAACAUAGAUACGCUCUCAGAAUUGCAGACUACUCAGGAAACGCGGGAGACUCCAUGGCUCUUCAUAACAGGAUGCAAUUCUCAACUAAAGACAAAGGCAGGAGAGACUGUGCUAUAGGUUUCAAAGGCGGUUGGUGGUACGAAAACUGUCACCACGCCAACCUAAACGGCAAGUACUUGAGCGGAUACACGCCGGACUUCGGAGAAGGCAUCCACUGGAAAACUUGGCGGGAUCACCUUUAUUCGCUCAAGAAAACGGAAAUCAAGAUCAGGCCGACAACAUGAUGCUUUUUGGUCGCGUAUCAUAACACUGCCUGGACUAUGAAUUUCAGAGGCCCUUCCGUGAUGUUGCUUUGGGCGAAUUCGGUUGCCUGGGGUCUGUAACAAGUACAACUGAUGGGUGAAUAAAAUAUCGGCAGAGUUCCUCGGAUUUAUUCUAGGUCAGAGCUGUGGGAGCUGUAGGUGUUGACCGAGCCGAUGCUGAAGGCAGAGUGAUUUCGGCUCUCUAAGAUUUUGAGGGGUUCACAAAAUAUUCGUUUAACAUAAGAA